AUGGCAGAGGUGUGGCAGUGGUGCCAGGGACGUGCCGAGUGUGAUGUGAGGAUGGCAGUGGUGUGGCAGUGGUGCCAGGGACGUGCCGAGUGUGAUGCGAGGAUGGCAGAGGUGUGGCAGUGGUGCCAGGGACGUGCCGGGUGGAUGGCAGAGGUGUGGCAGUGGUGCCAGGGACGUGCCGGGUGGAUGGCAGAGGUGUGGCAGUGGUGCCAGGGACGUGCCGAGUGUGAUGUGAGGAUGGCAGUGGUGUGGCAGUGGUGCCAGGGACGUGCCGAGUGUGAUGUGAGGAUGGCAGUGGUGUGGCAGUGGUGCCAGGGACGUGCCGAGUGUGAUAUGAAGCGCUGUGUGCGCGCAGCAAGGGAUGCAGCGCAUGUGCACAGGAAGCGUCGGCUUGCGUGUGCCUGCGUACCGGAGAAGCACAGCAGCCGGUCUGCGCGCCUAGGAAUACGACGCGUGUGCACGGUGCGUGGUACAGCACGUGUGCGCGGCGAGUGGCGCACAGCGCGUGUGUGCAGUGCGUGGUGCGACACGUCUGCACGGCGAGUGGCGCAGCACGUGUCCACGGUGCGUAGUGCAGCACGUGUGCGUGGCGAGUGGCACACAGCGAGUGGCGCAGCACGUGUGCACAGCGUCUGGUGCAGCACGUCUGCACGGUACGUGUGCACAGUACGUGGUGCAGCGCGUGUGCGCAGCGCAUGUGCAUGCGUGUACGGCGAUUGGCGCAGCGCGUGUGCACGGUGCGUGUGCACGGCGAGUGAUGCAGCACGUGUGCACGGCGAGUGA
Molecule: messenger RNA, 783 nt
Organism: Salpingoeca rosetta
Lineage: Eukaryota; Choanoflagellata; Craspedida; Salpingoecidae
Exons: 2
Coding region: 1-783 (260 amino acids)
Source: RefSeq, a predicted model, not a curated record